UGUGAUGAACCGCGCCCAUUUUGGGCUAGUCAUAGCUCUGAAAGUGGGGCUGGCCAAUAGGGAUGACGAGACAGACAUGUGGGGCAGGGACCCGCAUUUGCUCUGUGCGGUGGGGUACGGAGCAACGGUUUGGUUGACUCUACGGGGUUGCUCCGUAGCUCUGCCAGGGAGCAACGAAGCAACGCUCUGUAGCUCUGCCAGGGAGCAACAGAGCAACGACCUAAUUGGUUACACAGUUAGAUAUAUACGAUGACCGUACCCACAGUCUUAGAUAGCUCUUGCUUGGUUCUUCAAGCAAGCAAUACACAUUCACUGUACUCAUACACUUUGAGUGGCAUU
Messenger RNA from Lasiosphaeria miniovina, 339 nucleotides. RefSeq lists its product as uncharacterized. The record is from RefSeq and is a predicted model, not a curated record. The annotation marks the transcript as partial. The transcript has a single exon. Lineage: Eukaryota; Fungi; Ascomycota; Sordariomycetes; Sordariales; Lasiosphaeriaceae.